Messenger RNA from Trypanosoma brucei brucei TREU927, 1542 nucleotides. RefSeq lists its product as hypothetical. The transcript has a single exon. The coding region runs from base 1 to 1542 and encodes 513 amino acids. NCBI's taxonomy places the organism in Eukaryota, Euglenozoa, Kinetoplastea, Trypanosomatida, Trypanosomatidae. The record is from RefSeq and is a predicted model, not a curated record.
AUGUCCUUCAGGAUUCCCAAUAAUUUACUGCAGGUGCUGGCAGACUACACAUCUCAGGCCCUGGGUGCCGCACACGAUAUAUCGGAUGAGUUCGAGGAGGAUAUAAACGAACUGGAUUGCCAGGCCAAGCGCAUUUGUGUGAUUCUUCGGAUCAUUCGCGAGAGCGCGCACCGACAGUCUUCAGCCGAAGGGGGGAAUGCCACUUUAGGAGGUUGCGAGUCACCCAAACCCAUAGAAGUUGCCCUGAGAGGUUUGGGUCAUCUUAUUCAUGAAUUCACUGGGCUCCCAGACAUCGGCUCAGCGCCAAUGGGAAGAGAAGGACAGAGACGGGAGCUCACGGUUCAACCACUUGGAAAGCCCGUUUCGUUAGCGGAAGCGGCAUUGGAAUUAUUUGGGCACAAUACAAAAAUUAUUUUUCGAAGAAAGGAUAAACGACCUCGUGAUGCAGCGAUUGUUGAGGGCAAAACCGAACGACGUGGCACGGUAUACUCUCGGUUAGCUACCUCACAACGUAAGCGGCGGUUUGCCUUAUAUACAGCUCGGGUGGCUUUAUUCCCUGAUGUUUUUCAUACCCCGACGUUGUCCCAAGAAGGUGGUGAAGGCGAGAUGCGACCAUUUGUGUCACCUGCCGUGAGAGAGUUUGCGGAUCUCAACGUUGAAGCGGAGCGGGAGAUGUUUGGGUCGUUUUAUAGGUUAGACACGAAAGCGGAACUACUUCGGGAGUGGCCUUCACUUUUUAGUACCGUUGAACAUCUUCAGGGUCUCUUGCGCGCUGAGGGUGUGCGAUUUAUUCCCAGUGAAGCGAUGAAACGGGAGAAUUUGGAGGGGCAGUUACGCUGGUUUGAGUUCCCAUUCACAGAUAAUGGUGUUGUACGAAUGAUUGUGAAGCAUGUACUGGCAGUGGAUUUUACGUGGGAGUUGCUGCAGAGUGGGCGCUGGCGGGUACUUGGCCUGCAUUGGUUAUUGAAAACCCGUCCACCACCGGCAUUUCUGCUUCCUCUCGGUUCAGGCGGAUGUGAAGACACAAGCAACCUCUGGAAAGAGAAGGCAUCUUCCCUCCGUGCCACCACUCUCCGCGUUGAGCCGGCGUACUAUGAGGCUGCGUUGCGUUUUUUGACCAACUGUUUUGAAACUGGCCUCGAGGGCGGUGCUGUGGGAGCCCUACGUUUGGCGGACGCGGUGACGAUGGAGGUCAUUGAAACUCAGUGCAGGGAACUUAAGGAGAACUUUUUUGUUGGGCCGUUGGAACCAUCCUUUGCUUUGGAUGUGCGACCAGGAACACACGUAUCACUGGCAUUGAACUGGCCUCACAAUUCGUCCUUUUACUCAACCACGGCGCCGUUAAACGAAGAAGGUGGUGGCCCAUUGUACCUCAAGUACAAAUUGCGUAACGGCACUGUCGUGUUUGAGAAGAGGAGAGGUACUGACACCCAGGCAGCUGUUCAAUCUGACUUCUACACCGAUUGCUUGACCAUCGAUGACGGACAGUCGGUUGUCGUUGUUGAUAUUGAACGUCAGUUGUGGCAGUUUAUCUGUGCGUGA